Molecule: messenger RNA, 873 nt
Organism: Etheostoma spectabile (orangethroat darter)
Lineage: Eukaryota; Metazoa; Chordata; Actinopteri; Perciformes; Percidae
Product: 60S ribosomal protein L19
Exons: 6
Coding region: 215-808 (197 amino acids)
Biological process (GO): translation
Cellular component (GO): ribosome; cytosolic large ribosomal subunit
Molecular function (GO): structural constituent of ribosome; RNA binding
Source: RefSeq, a predicted model, not a curated record
CAAGAGUUACGUUUAAGGCAUAAUAUUAACUACUGAUGCAACAUAAAAUGUUUCCGUAUAGAACUACAUUUGAAUACGCUCUGUCACUACCCAAUUGGUAGCUAUUAUUUACGAUUUCUUGAUCCUGCCACAAUUGAGUGACCCAUGGCGAUGUUUAUAAUGGUAGGGACUGAAGCGUUCUAUUACGUUUUUUUCUACCAAGCUAGCAGCAACCAUGAGCAUGCUCAGGCUCCAGAAGCGCUUGGCGUCCAGCGUGUUGCGCUGUGGCAAGAAGAAGGUGUGGCUGGACCCAAAUGAGACCAAUGAGAUUGCCAACGCAAAUUCUCGCCAGCAGAUCCGAAAACUGGUGAAGGAUGGGCUGAUCAUCAGAAAGCCUGUGACGGUUCAUUCCCGUGCUCGCUGCCGCAAGAACACAUUGGCACGCCGCAAGGGACGUCACAUGGGUUACGGUAAGAGAAAGGGUACAGCCAAUGCUCGUAUGCCAGAGAAGUUGUCAUGGAUGCGGCGCAUGAGAAUCCUGCGUCGACUUCUUCGUCGCUACAGGGAGUCCAAGAAAAUUGACAGGCACAUGUACCACAGUCUCUAUCUGAGGGCCAAGGGAAACGUCUUUAAAAACAAACGCAUCCUGAUGGAGCACAUCCACAAGCUGAAGGCAGAUAAGGCUCGCAAGAAGCUGCUAUCUGACCAGGCUGAGGCUCGCCGCUCCAAGACAAAGGAAGCCCGCAAACGCAGAGAAGAGCGUCUGUUGGCCAAGAAAGAAGAGAUGAUCAAGACCUUGUCAAAGGAGGAGGAAACUGCAAAGAAGUGAAUCUAAACUGAAAGCUUUUCUUGUUAGAAUCCCAUUUUUCUUGCUAAUAAAUUUGGAUAAAUGAG